AUGGUCCGACAUGCUGCUCUCAGUAUCGCAGGAAAGGUUACCAAUGUUACCAAUGUUACCAACCUCCGCCGGCUGAACAAGACGACUCGAGUCUGGACCACCACCUGGGACUGCCUGAGUAAUCCGAACGUGGAUCAGGAACGGUACCAAGACCCUGCGAUCGCCUCAAGCGACGUCAAUUCGCAUCAAUAUCAGAUACCAAACGGUUUGCGCAUGCUGGAUCUGGAAGCUGGACGGCGACGAGAAUGA
Hymenoscyphus albidus is the source of this 249-nucleotide messenger RNA. NCBI's taxonomy places the organism in Eukaryota, Fungi, Ascomycota, Leotiomycetes, Helotiales, Helotiaceae. The record is from the annotation of a GenBank genome assembly.